This is a messenger RNA of Hansenula anomala, 2205 nucleotides long. RefSeq names its product Usa1p (gene USA1). The record is from RefSeq and is a predicted model, not a curated record. The transcript has a single exon. The coding region runs from base 1 to 2205 and encodes 734 amino acids. Lineage: Eukaryota; Fungi; Ascomycota; Saccharomycetes; Phaffomycetales; Wickerhamomycetaceae.
AUGCCUCGAAAAUCAGAUAUUGCUUAUUCGCUGCCCUCAGAGCGGAUAUCUUUAGAGACAUGGAGUGCUGAUUUUACAAAUUAUACAAUUGAGGACAAAAUCAUAAAGACAACAUUGAAAAACACAGUGUUAGAUAUAAAAGAAGUUAUAAGUAAAAGAUCAGCAGACGCGGGAGGAAAGUUGAUUCCUAAGGCUAUCCAGUUGAAAAAUAGAAACCAAGUAUAUGAAGAUCAUCAACAAUUGAAUGAUUUUUUGGUUCAAGAAACAGAACAUACAAGGAUCCAAGUAUUAAUCGAUUUGGAAAAAUUGGCAGAUAUUGAUCACAUACCUUCACUUAUGAAUAUUAAUUUGAAACUAAGCACUGGGAAACAAAUACUCUUGAGAGAGUCUUUAAACACAACUAUAAGCUCAAUAAAAUAUGCGUUGGUUGAAGAUUUGAAACUGAAUGGGUCACAAGAUAUCAUCACAUUAGAGUACAAUGCUGGACAGGAACUACAAGAUCGAGAUGAUUUGCAAAUUGGCCAAUUGCUUGAGCUGGAUACAGUACCGGUGGAUGAUCUCAAUAUAUAUGUGAGGCUAAAAGAUGAUUUUGUUGUCAAGUUAUCAUCCCCAAAUGAAAACAUUUUAAGAAUUCAAAAGGUAAUUGUCUGUUCAGAAACAUCAAUUACUACAAUUAAGCGUUUCAUUGCUGAUCAAUAUAAAGGUACAAAUGAGAUCGAUAUCCCAGAUAUUAAAAUCAUUUAUUUCGGUAGAAUAUUGAGCAACGAGUCUAAAUUGAAUGAAAUCUUGAAUGGAGGUGGUGAUAGUUCUGUGAACUCGUUGAUUACAUUGCAUUUUGUUAUCAGUGAUCCACAACCUCAAACAGUGAAUAGAGGAGGAUUUUGGAGUGAUCUUACUAGUGGAAAUUCACUUUUUGAAUUUCUACCACUGGAACCAAACCCAAAUUUUGAAGCUGAUCUAGAGAGAGACAGAAGGUUAAGAGAGAGGCUAGCUGGUAAUUUAGUGGAGGAAGAGAUUCAGCCUCAAGAUCCCCUUGAAGGGUCUUCGAUUCAACAACAGCAACAAGAUGAACCCGUUGAAGAACCUGCCGAGUUCAAUAAUUCUGCACCAGCAUUAGUUAACGUUAAAUUGUCAGGUGAAUCAUAUGAUAAAGGUAUCAAGGAUGGUGAAGAGGUAUAUUUAAGUCAGACUGAUACUUCAACAACCGUUUAUCAAGUUACUUUGAAUACUGCUAAUGGGCCACGUCAAAUCAUAUUAUCCAGUUCACAAGCAAUAAUUAAUAACAGUGACGCCUCACAUCCAUAUAUUAUGCUUUCGCCAUCAGGUUUUGCCAAAUUGGAAACAUUAGGAAUUGAUAUUCAAAAGCCUAACGUUAUACUUGGUGCAGAUACUGCCCCUUUUCCACUACCCCAUUUAACUGCUGCUCCAAACCUUUCAAACUCACAACAGGCAACUCAAACUCAAGCUCAAACAGUUUCUGCUACGCAACGACAACAUAGAGGCUCAAUUGCUGCGCAAAAUCGUGCUAUUGUUAAUGUUAGAAGAUUCAGUAUUCGUAUCAAUCAAGCAUCUGUCACAAGAGGUUUCCAAUUAGCUGGAAGAUUAGGUUAUCAUCUGGGGAAAAUCUAUCUUUUCUAUUCAUUAAUCAUCUCCCAAAUCCCAGAUAAUUUCAAUAGAAUGUUUUGUUUGGUGUUAUUGGGAGUUUAUACAUUCACUAAUGGAUCCAUAAGAAAUCUACUACAUGAAGUCCAACUAUUAUUACCACAAUCGUAUAGAGAUUUCACUUCCAGAUAUAUUGAAGCACCGGAAAGAUUUAUAAGAUCAUCUAUAACUAGUGGCUCGUCUGUUCUGAUGAGAGAUAUUCUACAUUGUUUACCUGAUAGAGCAGCUGUAAACAUAUUUGAAUUUUUGGAUAACUUUCUUAGAAGAUUUGUUGUUUCAGUCAUAUUGUUCUUCACUAGUUUAUUCCCAGCUCUACAUGGUAGCUUUCUGGAACAACGAGAAAUAAUAGCACAAGAAAGACUAAGAAGAGAACAAGUGAUGGAGCAAUUGAGACGGGAAACUCAAGAACCUAUGGAGCAAAAUGAAAGGGUGUCAGGAUCUUUAGAAGAAAGACCAGACACCCAAAUUAAUGAUGAAGCUGAGCUUCUUAGAGAUGAUCCAGAUAAUGGAGCUACAGGUGUUCAAGUUCAUCACGAAAAUUGA